Molecule: messenger RNA, 4154 nt
Organism: Brassica napus (rape)
Lineage: Eukaryota; Viridiplantae; Streptophyta; Magnoliopsida; Brassicales; Brassicaceae
Product: MADS-box transcription factor PHERES 1-like
Exons: 1
Coding region: 2002-2583 (193 amino acids)
Biological process (GO): positive regulation of transcription by RNA polymerase II
Molecular function (GO): RNA polymerase II cis-regulatory region sequence-specific DNA binding; protein dimerization activity; DNA-binding transcription factor activity, RNA polymerase II-specific
Source: RefSeq, a predicted model, not a curated record
GUUAGUAUUUAUUUUUUAUUUUUUAUUUUAUAAAAUUUUAAAUCUCUAUUUCAAAUCUCCACCCUUAACUCUAAAUCCCAAGAUUUGGAUUAAUUAACCAUAGGGGUAUAAGUGUAUAUUUACAUAUCUAAUGAAACAUUUUUGUCAUUUUGAUUCUUAGAGUCUAUAUUUGUGACAUAAACUUUUUUAGUGUUAUCCUAUGAUAUUUCCCUUCCUAUAUUCUUUAAGACUUUCUCCGGAUUUCCCAAACCAAAAAUAAAGACGUGGUUAGCCAUUUCUGGUUUCUUAUAAUUAAGAUUCGAUUUAUCUUGUAUUACACAAGCUAUAGUAUUUUAGUGAGUCUCAAAUUUAUAAUUUUGGUUUAAUUAAUAUAAUAAGUUUUUUUCUUUAAUUCAGAAAACAAGCAUGUUUAGUAGUACUAUUAGAAUUGUAUGAAUUUUCCUUUGGAUAUAUCUCUGUAAUUUUAGUCCUACCAUCUACGCAGCAUUAGCUGGCAACAUUUUCUUCUAAAUUUGCAUUGAAAUUUACUGUUUUCUUAUUGGUUGGUUUAAUUGUUUCAACUAAGGGAAACAUAUCUUGAGUUAUACAAAUAAUAUCUAAAAUUACAUGAUUAUUAUCUGCUCUAUCCAUUGAUUUCCUGACAACUGUUAAUGAGUAUAUAUAUUCUUUUUGUAACUAUUAUAAAUUAUAUAUUACUGCAAUUUAGCAUUAAUGAUCCCAAAAAAGUGAUAAGACCUGCAUACGUAAUACCAGCCUCACUAAUACUAACCCACGCUUUGCACGGGAUAAGAUGUCUAUAUUAAUGUUGAAAUUAUAUAUUAUGAUUAUGUAUAACAUAUGGUAUACUUUAAGCGAUAGUUAGAUAGAACUAAAGAUAUGAUUUUUAUUAGACGCGAAGCGAGAAACUUUUUUAUAAUGGGGUCACUAAUAUUAAAAUUUAAUAUAUGGUGUUUACAAGUUUGAGAAGCUUUGAAAAAUAUUUUUUUUAUAUUUCGCCUAUCUAGUUAUGGACUUAGGGGUUUAACAAAUAAAAUAAAAAAAGGUGGAUCAAUAACAUAUUAUAAGCAAAACAAUAACAGUGCGAAAUAAAAAAAAAUAUAGCUCCUUUAAAUUCAGAAAACAUAGUUGCAUAAUAAAAGAAAUUGAAAGUUAUUUGAUCCUCUAAAUUGUAAAGGUUGUUCCAGAUGCGACCAGCACGUAAGACUUGCUGGUGGUUCAUUCCUGGAAGUUUCUUUUCAUUUUCAAGGUUGUCUAAUGCAGAGUUCUCAUGGCGGCGAAGAUGGUGACACUCGCAUGCUUAUAUUGCUUGCUCGAGAAGACUAAUACAUAAACCGAGACGAUGUAUAGUGAUUCAGUCUCCUCGAAACAGAUAUCACCUCAUCAAAUAGUAACAAAACCGAGUACGACACAUUUAUCUAGAAAUAGAUUUUCAAUGUCCUCUUUCGGCAACGUGAGGCGGUUCUCAAGAACGUGAGUGCUCUGCUAAAUGCAUGAAAAUAUGUAUGGAGAAAAAGGUUCUUUCAUUAACACUUGGCAUUGUACUAAAGUUUCAUCGCUUUGUUCUCUACGGAUCUAUCGACUUAAUGGCGAUAGAUCAGAUGAGUUACUGUUUUACCAGAAACGUAUAGAGGAAUAAGAAAUCUUUAUUGAUGCUAUGAUUAUAUUGAGAGGAUUGAUAAAUCAACUAAUCAAACUUGAAACUGAAGGUUUAUCAGGUAAAAGUGCUCGUCGAGAAAAGUAUAGAUGAUAUGAAGUUCUUUUAAAGGAAUGUUAGUGUGAACGCAUUAAAUUCACAGUUUUUGUGAGAAACGUUCUCUGCGUGACACCUAAACGUUUUACCAAAUAAAAACUUCUCGUGAAGCCACGUCACCAUUUACAUUAUUUGCCAAUAAAAUUUUAAGGUAAGUUUUGAAAGUGUUUCUCCUUUAAUAUAUAGGGGAUUAUAUAAACAAGAGCAUUAUCAAGUGCCAACAUAUCUCUAUCAUUCACCAACACAAAACAAUGCCAAAGGGAAGGAUAAAAAUAGAGCCCAUAACUAAUAGCGCUGCAAGGAACCAAACUUUCCGGAAGAGGAAGAAAGGUUUACUCAAAAAAGCCAACGAGCUGUCGACUCUCUGCGGUGUCAAAGUUUGUGCGGUUAUCAACAGCUGCGACAAUACGGAGCCGCCGGAGUUUUGGCCGUCAAAGGAAGGCGCUGAAGCAGUGCACUCGGCGUUUAUGGGUGUUCUGCCGGAGGAACGAUGCAAGAGGAUGUACGACCAGGAGAGGCAUCUGGAGGAGAGGAUCCAUAAAGGACAAGAUAGAGCGAUGAGGCUACAUACGGAUAAUAGGGAGAUUGAGCUUAGAGAGGUUAUGUUCGAUCUUCUCAGGGGGAAGACGCUGAUGCCGCAUCAGUAUGGUGAUCCAAGUUUUAUGAGAGACCUGAAUCUUUUCAUUGGUGAUUAUGCCAAUAAGGUAACUUACAGGACCCAGUUCCUCGAGGGGAAUGUUGAGCAUGUUCCUCCUAAUGUCGCUGUUACCGAUGCACCUGGUCCUGUUGUUGGUGAUGUGACCCUGUUUUUGUCGGAACCGAGGGUUCGGUAAGUAACCCUACUGAAGCUUAUGAUCAUAUGCGUCAAUAUGAAGGUAUGGAUAUGAGUGUGAAUGAGCAGGCUCCUGGAGGUUUUAAUGAUCAUGUUCAUCAUCAAGAACCAUUUCAAUAUCAAACUCCUACUAACUUUUAUGAUCAGACUCAGCCUAUGUUUUAUGGUUCGAGCCAGGGUAUGGAUAUGAAUCAUCAAGAACCAUUUCAAUACCAAAGUCCUGCUAACUUUGAUGACCAGACUCAGCCUAUGUUCUAUGGUUCGAGCCAGGAUAUGUAUACAGGUUUGAAUCAUGAUCAGGGACAGAGUUCGAAUCAGUAUCCAAAUUCAAACCAAUCGUUCAUGAGUUUUUGAUGGGACAACCUCAGCAGAUGAGUGAUGUUCAAGAGCCUGCAAGAGUUGCUUCCAUGGGUGACAACAAUAAUGGCUAUCACCAAUUACUAGUCACCAGUCAGAUGCCUUUCACCACCACCACCACCGCUGCCGCCACCGAUCUUUAUGGUCAUAGCAUCAACAAUGGUUGGCCAACGAGGUUUGGUUUGGACUGAAGUUUUUGCGUUUGCAUUUCUGAAAUUUUAUAUUGUAAUGAUUAAAGGUUUUGGCCUUUAAAUCAGUUAUGUUAUUAUCAUUAUCAGGCAAUAUUGUAUCUGUACCAUAUUGUCCUUGAAUAUUUUAUCGUUUCGAAUAAAGACUUUUGCUUUUUGUAUUUUUUCCUUAAGGCCAUGGAGGAAGAAUGCAACGAGCAUUUCGCAAAAAAAUAUUAUCAGACAAACCAGUAAUCAAGAAAUGUGGCCAUAAGACAUAAAUAUAUAUAGAGUUAGGUGACAUGUAAUUGCGUGUGGAUGUAGAAUGCUUAUUUAAGAUACACCAUUAUCUUCCCAAAGCCACAUGUCAUGCAAUAAAUAAUCACUCAUAUUAUCAAGAUAACUGAUGAUAUCCACUGAAAAAAAAAAAUCUCCAAUAAUUAUUUAAUGUUUCUCUCGCUAAGCAGAAGCAGAUAUAUAUUACAGAAAAAGAUACAAGUCUUCAAUAAUUUGUUAAUUUUCUCUCACUAAGAAAAAAAGGAUGCAUGCUCAUAUCAAUUGAAAAAAAAGUCUUCAGUGAUUCCUUAAUAUUUCUCUCACUGAGCAGAAAGAUAUUCACAUUACAAAAGACAACUCAUGAACAACCAUGUCUUCACUGUUCCUAAACCAAAGCCUUAUCAAGGAUAGAAUCGAUAGAACAUUUCUAUGAAUCGUGGGACUAGGUGAAAAGUGGCCGUAUUCAUUGAGUUGGUGGGGAGGGUCUGUGAAUCUGGGGUCAAAACACUAUUGAAAUGGUCCGUAUAGCAUUUAUACAAACUUUGAAAAGCUUCUCUACGAGAAAGCUAAGGAGAUUUGGUUUGGAAGUAGAUAAUCUUUUUUCCAUGUCUAUAAAUUUGCUAUAGGUUUUCUCUUACAUAAAGGUAGCAUUAGAUAGGUUUUUUCUUACAUAAAGGUAGCAUUAAAUUGUAAAAAAGUUUUUUUGAAGUGAAUAAAAUUUAAAAUUCUUUCAAAAAAAGAAAAGCUUCUCUAACGUAAUAGACCAUUUUAA